This is a messenger RNA of Rhodofomes roseus, 658 nucleotides long. RefSeq lists its product as uncharacterized. The record is from RefSeq and is a predicted model, not a curated record. The transcript has 2 exons. Bases 177 to 518 code for a protein of 113 amino acids. NCBI's taxonomy places the organism in Eukaryota, Fungi, Basidiomycota, Agaricomycetes, Polyporales, Fomitopsidaceae.
UCGCGUAUCCCGUCCACGCCCAUCUGAUGUCAGACCAGGUCGACGAUCAACUUAGCUACGGUUAAAUUGGUGCCUGUGGACCUCACGUCGGUGCACCCGUUUUGUGACCCCACGCCCGUGAGGCGUAGAAUUGGAACAGCUUCAACGACAACAACACCUUGUACACGUCGCGCACGAUGGGCACGGGGAACGCCUCCGUCUUGGUCAGCGUGAACUCGAGUGUUGCGUUCGCCGUGUACAUGGGCACCUCCUCUGUCGACAACACGUACCUCGUGGACAUCGACCCCGCGCCGACGGCGCAUGUCCUCGCGGACUCAAGCGAGGCUUACCAGUUCAACGCUACGACGCCCUGGGCCUUGUACGAGGAGGUCUGGUAUGUGGCGGCUGGCCUGGACAGGACGGAGACGUAUACGGUGACGUUGACCAAUAAGAGGAGCUUGCUGAUGCUGGAUCGUGUCAUGUUUUGUGAUGCUAUAGCUAUGCAUCGGGCGCCGUCGUUUUCUGCAUCUGUUAGCUAAUCUCGCCGUCAAAUCCCGCAGCUCCGAGCCCUGUUGGUUCGACGAGAUCGUCACAACAUGGAUUGGGUGGUGGGGCUAUUGCCGGGGUCACCGUGUGUACUAUUUGAUAAAACGGUGGAUAUACGCGCAAUCGCUGACUC